UGCCUAUUAGUGGCUCCUAAAGUUACUCGGCUAAAAAGUUGUGUCAGUGAUUUGUUUUUUCAAUUCUUACGCCUGUUCUUUAAGCAGGUACCAGGUCAUUAUGCCUUUUCUUAAUGUCUUAUUACAUUAUUUUAAUGACAUGCUAGGUUUCUGCUUUGUUUGAGUCAACAUUUGUCUUUUAUUAGCUAUAGCAAGCUAAGGUUAGGAUAACGUUUCUGUCUCGUCAAACGAAGCCAUUAAAGUUUUAGGUAAGGCGGCUAGUUAGCUAACAGUUUAAGCUGGGCAGGCCGUGUAAUGAGUUCUCGACGGGAGCAAGGUGCACACUCACUUAGACUGGAGGCCGUGAUUCAGAAGUUGGAGGAGUCACUGCUUCACUCUGAUGGCAGCUCAGGAGAGCUGAAUCUAACACUUAGAGGUGAUGGACAGGAGUCCGGUGUCAUGCCUAUACCUGUCUCCACACGCAUUCGCCAGAUCAUCACCCACAACCUGGCGCAGCAGCCAGCUGGUGAGAGCUCUGAGGUCAGUGAGCUGGAGGAGAGCACGGCCCUGAGGGAGCAGCUGUCUCCAAGCCAGUUGGACCGUGACCAGCAGCUAGUCAAACAGGCUAGUCUCACAGACAGGCUUGAUCAGAUGCUGGCGCUGCAUUCAGCGGUGGACUCCGAUCAGGACAGUUUAUCACCAGGAUCCUUGCAAUUGCAGAACAGGGAGAGAGCUUACAGACAAAGGCUGCAGGCCUACCAGGAGGCCCAGCAGAGACAAGCCCAGCUUGUUCAGAAGCUGCAGAGCAAGGUUCUUCAGUACAAGAAGAGGUGUGGGGAACUAGAAGAGCUAGUGCUAGAGAAGACCUCAGAGACUGAGAAAAUGAGAUUGUUGCUGCAGACCCAUCUGGACUCAGCCCAGCGUCAGCAGCGCACAGAGCAGGAUCUCAGCAUGGCUGUCCAAAAGAAGUCUGUUCAGCUGGAGGAGGAACAGAAAAGGUGUGCCAGCCUCAGCCAAGUGAACUCAGUGCUGCGAGAACAACUGGAACAGGCAGGGACUGUCAACCAGGGGCUAACAGAGAGCUUGCAGAAGGCCCGCGAAGAUGCUGAGUUGUGUGAUAACCGUCUGCGCAAAGAACAAGAGACAUGUGCCUCCCGGUUAAGUCGUGAACAGGCUCGUAUCAGAGCACUGUGGCGCCAGGCCGUCUCCCUCCGGAACACUUUCACCCAGCUAAGGACUUUCACUGACAGGACUCUGUCUGAUAUGCACGGGGAGUGCAUUGCUGUCAGCCGACAGCUUCAUGUUGCCUGCAUGAAUUUAGAAGCUGAUGUAACACAGGAGGGCACCUCUUGUGGUGUGGAGAAGUCAGCGCUGGAGAGGCAGCUGAAGGACAAGCUCAAAGAGGCCAUGCAGCUUCAGGGUCGCUGGGGUGCAGAGAAAGUGGAACUUAACUCUAGAAUCCUGGAGCUGACUGACACAGUGAAGCACCUCCGGAGCCAGAACAGUGAGAAGGAUACCAGCCUCAACACCAUGCAAAUCAGUCUCGACAGGAUGGAGACAAGGAGAGCAGAGGAUAAAGCAGAGGUGACGAUCCUCCACACAGAGAUUCAAUCCCUUCAAAAGAUUUUAUGUGAUAUUCACCAGUUGGUUGGUGGAGAAGAUGAUAGUAGUGGCUAUGAAAGUGUGUCAUCCUUACCUCUCCAUGGCUGGUCUCCUCUGAGAAGCAUUACCCUGAUGGCUGUGCAGAGUGCUCUCUCCAAGCACCAGAAACAAACACAGGACUUGCAUGGAUGUCUGGACGCUGCCCUAGAACAAGUGGCGACACUGCGUAAUCACCUGCAGGAGAGGGACACUGAGAGGAGAGAGCUGGAGCAGAAGAUUCAGGAAGCAAGGAAAGAAAGUCAGGAAGCUAAAACGGCCUUAGAGCAAAACCUCACAGACAGCAACAGAUAUCGUUGCUCAGUAGAGCUCAUCUCCAGUGAGAAGAGCAGCCUGGAGGAGCUACUGUCAGGGCUGCAGCAGGACGUGGACUCCCAGCGUGCCGAGCUCGAGGUACUUCGGGGCUCUUCACUGGAGCUCCAGAGAGAGCGGGACCUUCUGAGGCAGCAGAGGGAAGAUCUGGAGAUGCAGCUGGCACAUCAGCACACAGAGGCCCUAAGAGGGGAGAGAAGUCUGGAGGAGCUUGAAAGGAAACACUCUAAUCUGCGCAGGGAGCUUGUUUCAUUGAAGGAAGCUCUGAGUCACAACACCCUGCAAAAGGAGGUGUUGGAGAAUGAAAAGGCCAGUCUUGCUCUGGCUCUCAGCAAGAUGGAGUCCCAGAAUGCUGCACAGGAGUUAGCCCUCACCAAACUGCAGAAUCAAGAGGCUGCCCUAAAAGAUUCUCUGGCCAAAAUGGCUGCCCUGAGUGAAGGCUUAGCGAAAGACAAGGUGGAACUCAAUCGUAUUCUGCUACAGACAGAAUGUAAGAAAACAGAGCUUGGUGAACGUAGACGGGAAGCUGAAGUCGAGAGGGCAGCAGCCAGGGAGGAGACAGCACGGGUGCAGCAGGAGAUGAUGAAUCUGCUCACUGAGAAACAAGCCCUGGAGAGCUCCCACAGCCAUUUGCAGGAUCUCUGCCAGAAGGCAGAAGCAGAGCUGAGCCUGCUGCAGAAAGAAUACACUCAGGCACUGGAACAGCACUCCCAGGUAAACAGGCAGAUGCAGAGUUUGUCAGAGCAGCUGUGUGCAUGCAGGAAGGAGCUUGAGACACAGACCACAGCCCUGAAGAGAGCUACUCAUGAGAGGGAGGAGCUGGCCAACGACAAGGCUGCUAUGGAUGUCAAGUUAAAUUCUGCUUACCGAAAGGCCUGUGGUCUCACGCAGGAGCUACUUGCACUUAGAACAGAGAAGGAGUCCCUGGAGACAGCUCUGUUUGAGAGCCAGGAGCUUGCCUCGUCUCUGGAGGCCAAGUGUACCAGGAUGGAGGGGGAGAGGCGCAGCUUGCUCCUGGCUAACGAGGCCUUGACGCGUGAUGCUGAUCGCAUGCAUGUGGAUGCUGAACAUCAGUUGGCACAAGCUGCACAAGAGCAGAGUAAGUUGGAAGAAAAGCUGGCUCAAGUAGAGAGGGAUGCCUUCCUGACCAUGAAUAACAGAGAGCAAAUCCACAGAGAGCAACUAGAAGCUGACCGCCAACAAAAGGAGCAGCAGUGCGCGGAGCUCAGGGUUCAGCGGGAGCAGGCUGAGGAGCAGCUGCGUAGACAGUGUGAGUUGCUGCGUGUGCACAGCCAGCAGGAGCUGCAGCAGGUGCAAGAGGAGCUAGUCAGACUGCAGCGGGAUUGUAACCAAAGCCUCCUGCAGGCUGAGAAUGGAAAGCAGCAGGCUUUAUCCCAGAUGGAGGCAGAGAAGGCUGCCCUAAUGGAGAAGCUAGCUGGCCUGCAGAAGGACUUGGCCACAGCAGACAUGAAGUUUGAGCACAUGCAGAGGGAGGCUCUUAGCAAACACGAGCAGGAUCAGAAUGCAAUGGCUGUCCUUCAGUCUGAGCUGCAGGACUUGCAAACUCAGUUUGAAGAGUCUUUGAACUGCCAUGAGAAUGACAAGAAGAGUCUAACUGAGCAGCUCAGAGAGAUGAACCAGCAGAGAGAACAUGCACAGCAGGAGUUAGAGGGCCUUCGUCGAGAGCUGCAGGAAGCAGAGGAUGGACUUACUAAAAGGCAAAGGGAGCUGAUUGAGGCUCACAGACAGCUCCAGGAGUGUGCACAGGAUCGGGACAUCCAACGAAAAGAAGCCCUGGACCUGAAAAGGGUCUUGGGUGAUGAGACCAGAGAGAAAGAGGCCAUCCAAGUCUCUAACCAGGAGCUCAGAGCCUUAAUCAAGAGAGCAGAGUGUGACAACAGCAGCUUAAGGCGAAUUGUGGAGGAGAGAGAGCAGAAAGUGGUCGUACUAGAGGAAUGCAGGAGCUCGAUGCACCAAGAGGCAACCACUCUCCGGUGCAAUAUGAGAGAGCUGGAGAAAUCUCACCUGCAGGGACGCAGAGAGCUGCAGGAGCUGCGCAGACAGGUAAAGGUCCUUGAAGGUGAGAAUCUCCAGCAGAAACAGGAGCUGCGAGAUUUGCAGGCUCGGAUAUGUCAGGAAGAGCAGAAGGAGGAGGAGGCACGUCGCGAGGCUUUCACUGUCAAGCAGAGAGUGUUGGAGAGUGAGGCUGGCAGAGAUGCAGCACUGAAUGAGGUUGCAGGUCUGCAGCGUCGUUUAGUGGAACUGGAGACAGUGGAGCAUCAGAGUCGAGAGCUGCUGCAGGAAAAAGAGUCUCAUCAGCAGCAGAGGGAGCAGAGGCACAGACAAACCCUUUCCCAACUGGAGGAAGCACUAGAGGAUGCCAGGGUCCAGAUCAAAGAACUCUCUGUCCAGGUUGGCCUUGCUGAAAACAAGGCUCAGAGUCUAGCAGAACAACUGGGCCUGAGUGAUGCCAAACGCACGGAACUGGAGCUUAAGCUGUCAGGGUUGUAUUCAGCUUUGCGCCGCACUGUUGGCAUCAGUCGUACGUGGCUUUCAGGGACACCUGAGUCACAGAAAUUGUCUCCCUCUUCCUGGAGAAGCCACUUGCAUGUAAAAGAUGAAGAGCUGGAUGUGGACUCAGUGUAUACAGCUCUUCGGGAAUUCCAGCAGGAACUCAGGGAUGCACAAAGAGACAAGGAGGAAGCCAAGGCUCAGGUAGUCAGUCUAAGUCAGCAGGUGACAGAGCUCCAAAGCAGCCUGGAUCAGUCAGCCACCCAGCUGCUACAAUUACAGAAGUCCUUGAAGCAAUCACAGCAGGGAAAAAGAGAGAUGGCAGAACGAUUACAUGAAGCAGAUACAACUAUAUCCCGCCAGGAAGAAGCAGUGUAUUGUACAGAUAGGGAAAAGAGAAGCCUUGAAGAGGCGGUAGCUCAACUUAGGACUAGUCUGCAAGCUGCUGAGGCUGAGUCCAGGGCACUGCAAGAUAAGUUGCACCUCAUGCAGGGCCUAGAAUCUCGUGCAAAUGCAGAACAACAGAAGAUGAAGGAGUCUUUAGAAGCAGCAGAGAAUAGAGUGAGCCACCUGGAGCUUUCCCAGCGCACCCUUGAGGGUGAGCUACAGCGGGCCAAACUCAUGGCAGCAGAGCUGGAUGCAGAGGCAGGAGCUCUGCAGGAGAGAAUGACAGAGAUGAGGAGAAGGCUGGGUGAGAGUGAGGACCGAUGUGCAGCACUGAAGGUCAGUGAGGACAGGCUGACCAUGUCAUUGGCUCGAGCUGAGCAGCAUGAGAGUCAGCUCAGAGAGCAGAUCCACAAAUUGACAAACACGCUUAGUGACAACAAGGCCAACACUGGAGCCCUACAGGAGCAGAUGACACAGCUGCAGAGGGCGCUGACUGCCAGCGAGCAGGACCGAAGGCUGCUGCAGGAACGUCUGGACAACACACGAGAUGCCCUUUCAGAGAAUAAGAGACUCAGCCACACGCUAACAGAACGGGUCCAGCAUUUUCAAAGAGCCCAGGAGGACUCUGAGCUUAAAACUUCUGAGCUGGAAAAACACAACAAGACACUGAAGGAGAGUAUGAUGCAGCGGCAGGAAGCUGAACUGCAGGCACAGGGAAGCUCCCAGCAGCUGCAGAGAGAGAAGGAGGAACUCCAAGGCAAGGUCACCAAUCUCCAGAGCUCUUUGCAAAAGCUACAGAGAGAAAGAGCAGAGAUGGAGAGGGUACUGGCACGUCUUAGUAAAGAUAAGUCAGCGCUCAGGAAGGCUCUGGAGAAGGUGGAGAUGGAGAGGCUGAGGAGGGAGGAUGAGGCCAUGUCGGCAGCCAGAGAGAAGGAGCAGUUGCGACAAAAAGUCUGCAGCCUGGAGCAGGAGCUGGCUGAAAACCAGGAUGAGGUGCAGGCCCUGCAGGCCCAUGCCUCCCAGUUGGAGCAUUCUCAUGCACAGCACCUCCUGGAGGUGACAGCCCGUCAUCACCAAGAAUUGGAUUUGGAGACAGAUCGUCUGAGAGACAUUCAGCUCCAGUCAGAGCAGGCCCUGGAGACCAGGGAGAGGGCCCAUCGGCAGAGGGUCAAAUGCCUGGAGGAACAAGUGCUGACUCUAAAAGAACAGCUAGAUGAGGAGACAAGAAGACGGCACACGUAUUUCACUCAGAUGCUACAACCUGGUGUGUAGGCAGAGACUCUGCAGUGGAGUAUGCAGCACCUCUGGCCUCCUCAUUCACUGUUCCCGUGACAGCUGUCCAACAACAUUAUCUUACAAGCUACAGCCACACUUGGAAGCACAUGCGCAUGCAAACACACUCCCAAGGCUUUUGCUCCCACCCAUGCACGUGGACACUGGAUUACUUUAAUCUGCAGGGAAAACUCAACAACAACAAACAAAGAGUGUUUUGUUUUUAAGUGCACUGGAUGUGCCAAAUUGUUUUAAGGAUUUCCUCUGGCUCGCGUCAGUUGGUGUUUUUAAGUCUGUUUAUGCUGUGUCAUUUUUAGGAAACAGUGUGAUGCAAGGUUUCCGUGCUUGGUGCAUUAUUCUUCUCUUAUAAUUGUUCAUGUGCCAGUUUUGUAUGUCAUAAUCAUUGUUUGUAUAUCCUAAUGGGAAUAUACAAUAAUUGUUUACAUAUUUCAAUUGAUUUUCCUCGUCCUGUGAGUUAUUAGUGUUUCAAGCUGUCAUAAAGAUUCUAUAGUGGAAAUCAUUUAUUUUAUUAUGUCUUAUGUUUGACCCCAUCAAUAUUAGUGUGUGCAAACACUGUAGUUGUUUUUAAUAAAACUGGGUGUACCCAAGCACGGUUCAAAAGUUGA
Monopterus albus (swamp eel) is the source of this 6746-nucleotide messenger RNA. RefSeq names its product ciliary rootlet coiled-coil, rootletin family member 2 (gene crocc2). The transcript is spliced from 36 exons. NCBI's taxonomy places the organism in Eukaryota, Metazoa, Chordata, Actinopteri, Synbranchiformes, Synbranchidae. The record is from RefSeq and is a predicted model, not a curated record. The coding region runs from base 295 to 6120 and encodes 1941 amino acids.